Messenger RNA from Rubroshorea leprosula, 2314 nucleotides. NCBI's taxonomy places the organism in Eukaryota, Viridiplantae, Streptophyta, Magnoliopsida, Malvales, Dipterocarpaceae. The record is from the annotation of a GenBank genome assembly.
GCAAUGCCAAAUAUUCCCUUGGCUUCAAGUUCAGAGAGGGGAGUCAUGUUGUUGGGAUGAUUUGAUUUAUCUCCGACGACUCGGAGAGACAGAAAAGAAGACAACGGAGCACCAUUGCAUCCAUUUCCAAUCGAGAAAGAAUUAGAAAGACACCGCAAAUGGAUCGGUUACUGAAAGCUGCCAGAACUUCUGGCUCCCUCAACUUAUCAAAUCGCUCCCUCAGAGAUGUGCCACCGGAAGUAUACCGGAGCUUGGAUGCGGUUGGCGAAGGUGAAAAGUGGUGGGAGGUUGUUGAGCUACAAAAGCUGAUUUUGGCUCAUAAUAAUAUUGAAUCAUUAAAAGAAGACCUGAGAAAUUUACUUCAAUUGAUUGUGUUGAAUGUCAGCCACAACAAGCUUACCGACCUUCCGGCUGCAAUAGGACAGCUUCCUAUGCUCAAGUCAUUGGAUAUUUCCUUUAACUCAAUAGUUAAGAUACCGGAGGAGAUUGGAUCCGCAGCUUCUCUUGUUAAGUUUGAUUGUUCUGGCAAUCAGCUCAAGGAGCUUCCAAGCUCCCUUGGAAGAUGUUCUGAUUUAUUGGAGCUCAAGGCAUCAAACAAUUUAAUUACCCACUUACCAGAAGAGCUUGCUAACUGUUUGAAGUUGACCAAACUUGAUGUGGAGGGGAACAAGCUGACAGUUUUGUCUGAGAAUUUGGUUUCAUCCUGUGCACUGCUUACAGAACUCAAUGCUGCAAAGAACUUGCUGAGUCAUAUGCCAGAUAACAUUGGAAGUCUUUCACGCCUCAUACGUCUCGACCUUCACCAGAAUAGAAUUUCGUCAAUACCACCAUCAAUUACGGGUUGCUGUUCCCUUUUGGAAUUCUAUAUGGGGAAUAAUGCACUUUCAACAUUACCAGAGGAGCUGGGUGAACUUUCUCACUUGGGGACACUUGAUCUACAUUCAAACCAGUUGAAGGAGUAUCCAGUGGGAGCUUGUAAGUUGCGCCUUUCAUUUGCAUUAUUAUGCAAGAUGACCACUCUGCGAAAACUCUUGCUUAGUGGCAACCCUUUACGAACUUUGCGAAGCUCAUUGGUUUCUGGACCCACAUCUGCCUUACUAAAAUAUCUUCGAAGUAGACUUUCUGAGGCCCAAGAUGCUGAAGCUAGUUCUCCAACAAAACAGGAUGUAGUUGUCAUGGCGGCUCGGUUAUCUCUCUCCUCCAAGGAACUCUCUCUGGAAGGCUUGGGCUUAAGUGCUGUCCCGUCUGAAGUUUGGGAAUCGGGUGAAAUCACAAAAGUUGAUCUUUCUCAAAAUUCCAUUGAAGAGUUACCAGUUGAAUUCUCCUCCUGCACUUCUUUAAAGACAUUAAUUUUAUCAAGAAACAAAAUGAAGGAUUGGCCAGGACCAAUUUUGAAGUCACUUCCUAAUCUUUCAUGUUUGAAGCUGGAUAACAAUCCUCUCAGGCAGAUCCCUCCAGAUGGGUUCAAGGCAGUCUCUAUGCUCCAGAUACUGGACCUCAGUGGUAAUGCAGCUUCAUUACCAGAGCAUCCAGCAUUUUCCAGCUUACCACAUUUGCAGGAGCUUUAUUUGAGACGGAUGCAGCUGCAUGAAGUCCCAUCAGAUAUAAUGAGCCUACAAAAACUGCAAAUCCUAGACUUGAGUCAAAAUUCGCUUCAAUCUAUUCCAGAGGGAUUUAAGAAUCUCACUUCUCUCACUGAGCUGGACUUGUCCGACAAUAACAUUUCAGCACUUCCACCAGAACUGUGUUUGCUUGAACCAAACUUACAGGCCUUGAGACUGGAUGGUAAUCCAUUGAGAAGCAUCAGGAGGGCAGUUCUGGAUAAGGGAACCAAAGCUAUUCUAAAACAUUUGAAGGACAAAAUUCCAGAGCACUAAGUGGUACGAUCACAUCUCUAUUGCAAAUGUCUUGGAUUGUAUUGGUACCAUCAAUGUUGCAGGUUUCCUCAGGGAGCUUAAUCUCAGUGCAUUGGAGGAGCUCUAUCUGGUCAGGAUGAUAAUUAACGUCUAGUUGUUUCUUUAUCAGAAAGCUUAAUCUCAGUUCCAUGGAAGAAAGCAUAGUUUUUGGACUUCAGGAAUACAGAAGUUGGAAGGAGAACUGCUGAUGUUCGUCUUGUUCAUCUUCAUGUUGAAAGGCGUGAACAAGAUUCCGUAAUUUCUGCCAUUUCAGGCCCUAUGUAGAUAUAUUUCAUUGGUCUUUUACAUUCUUUUGUUCAACUGCAAGAGUUUGUGUGUUAUUGGAGUUCAAAGACUACUCACUUUACAACUCAUGUUUUCCUGUUUGUAAUAUCAUUGGUUGCUUGCCUACAAAUUCG